Cornus florida is the source of this 4047-nucleotide messenger RNA. RefSeq lists its product as uncharacterized. Gene Ontology annotation, biological process: snRNA 3'-end processing. The record is from RefSeq and is a predicted model, not a curated record. Bases 390 to 3896 code for a protein of 1168 amino acids. The transcript is spliced from 7 exons. Lineage: Eukaryota; Viridiplantae; Streptophyta; Magnoliopsida; Cornales; Cornaceae. Gene Ontology annotation, cellular component: integrator complex.
UUUUUGUUUUUGUUUUUUUAAUCAUAUUUUACCCUUUUCUUUCUACUCACCCCUGGUUUGUUUUACUGUCUGCUCCAAAACUCUUCGUCCAGCAACAAAACAAUUCCUUUCAGAAACCCUAAUUUCACUGACCGGACAUGGCUUCCUCCAAAGAACGCGAUAACUUCGUCUUUGUCGCCAAGCUUGCCGAACAGGCUGAGCGUAAUCUAUUACAAGUUCCAAUGCUCUGCUCUACUUUUUGUUUGUCAUCUAAUCAACUCCACAAUUUCAGUCUCUGCCGACCUUUAAACUAAACCCUAGCUUUCUUUCUCUGCUCUCACCUGUCAUAAUCAAAUAUUCGAAUAUUUUGAAACAAACAAACAACCAGCUAAACAACGAAAGUAGCAGUAAUGGAGAGAAUUUCUGCGGCUUGUGCCAUGGAUUGGAGUAUUGAGCUUGAUAAGGGACUUCGAUCAAAAGUCCCCGGUCAAUCUGUUAAAGCCAUACUACAGAUUGGGCCACGGCUCGAGCAGUGGAGUAGAGAGCCAGAACUUACUAUCGCAGAAUAUAAAUUUUUUGGCUUAGUCCCCGGGGAGGAUAGGCUGUUUGCGAACACCAUCCUCCUUCGGCUUGCAGACGCUUUUAGCUCCAGUGACAAACAUACCAAGCUUUCUGUUGUAAGGAUCUUCUUAUCAGAACUGAGGCACCGUAGGAAAACAAGUAAACGAAAUCACUAUAAAAUUCUGUCAAAACCUGCAUUGGAAAACUACUUAGAACUGCUGAGAAAAGUAAAAUUGGUUUUUGAAACUGGGGAUGUUGAAUCAAGGACAUUGGCUUUGGUUCUCUUUGGUUGCUGGGCUGCUUUUGCGAAAGACAGUGCUGAAAUAAGAUACCUUAUCCUUGCGAGUUUGGUCUCAUGUCAUGGUCUAGAGGUAAAGGCAUCUCUAUUUGCCGCAGGAUGCUUUUGUGAGUUGUCAGAUGACUUUGCUUCUGUUCUGUUGGAGAUGCUGCUUAAUAUUCUGACAUCAUCUGAAACACUACCAGCUGUUAGGUUAGCAGGAGUGCGAGCAUUCGCAAAAAUUGGGUGCUCAUCUUCACUUGCAAGUAGUGCUUACAAGGCAGGUCUAAAGCUAGUAUUAGAUUCUUCAGAAGAGGAUUUCUUGGUUGCAAUGCUGAUUUCACUUUCAAAAAUUGCUUCCAAAUCGACACCCUUGAUUUCGGGACAGGUGGACUUGCUUUUCUCAUUUUUAAGCCAAGAGAAAUCUUUGCGCCUGCAGGCUAUAUCAUUGAGAUGCCUUAAUUUUAUCUUAGUAAGAGGAUUAUGUCAUUUCUCUGCUAGCGCCGAUUACAUCAAUAUAUUGUUCAACAUGCUAACUGAAUCCAAAUUUCCACCAGGCUUACAAUGUGGAGCUCUACAAAUUUUGCAUAAGAUCCUCUUAUAUAAAUUCCCCAUCGGGCCAUGUGUGGACAUGCUUGAAUUUCCCAAGCUGUUGACAAUCAUUGAGAAUGCAUCCCAGUCUCCAAUCAUGGAAAAGAGGCUCUUAGCCAUUCGUGUUCUAGUAGAUAUAUCAGCAAAGCUUAUGGGAAGAAAGGAAAUGGCCUUAGAGGGAGUUGUGUCCACUCCUCUGGCAUCCUUAGUGAUCUCAUGUGUCACAGACCGGAUCACCUUGCUGGUGAAUCCAGUGCUGGAUCUUCAUCAGUGUGACUCAGAAAUGGAGCGAGAAAGUCAAAGCUUACUCAGCCUCCUCCUCCUUUUGGUUGAAGAACAUCCAGAUCUUGGUGGUUUGUUGCUGGACAAAAUUUGCUUAUUGUUUGAAUAUCUGGUGAAUAUCAAUGACAGCAUUAUUGGCACCGGGUUACCAGAAUUAUCAGGUCAUGAGAUUGUAGAAUUUGGGAAAAAAAAUUGCACAUUCAUUAUAUCAAGGCUCCUGCUUCAUAUAUCCAGAGUUGUGGUCGGUUGCCUUGAUAAUUUAAAUGAAAAUGGUGCCUUUACUAAGGUUCUUAGUAUAUUGAACCUUCUGGUCAAACAUGUACACCAAUGCAGCUUAAUUGAUUGCUACACACUCGCAGUCUACUCUCUUUUGAUGCAUUCUCAUGUCACUUGCUAUGAGAUUGCUACACACAAUUUAUUUGCUUGCAUGUCGGAUGAGAUAGUGGAAGGCAACAAUCUUGCUAGAAACUUGUUUAAAUCUCUUCAUGAUUAUUCUGUUCGGCAUGAAAUUCUUACCCUUGAUUGUGCAAAGAAGAUGUUGACAGGGAAGGAUAAUUGGUCUGCUUACAAAGCUGCGAAAUUUGCAGCAUGUCAGGGAGCAUGGUUCACAGCUGCUUUUAUAUUUGGGCAUCUAACAACCGUAGUUCAAUCUAAUUCCUGUUAUUGCUGGUUAAAAUCCUUGGCUCAGUUUGCUCAUUCUGAAAGGAGAGUACAGUUGCUUCUUUUUCCAAAACAAGGUUCCAUUUUGAGAGAUUGGUUAGAAACUAACAAAAACUUUGUCUUACCUUUCAAAGAUGAUUUAGGUGAAACAGGAUGGGGUACUGCCUGGAAGAUCAACUCUCCUAUCUUCAUUGAAAAUCUUGACAAAGCUUGUGGCAUUCUGCACUUGUCAGAGGAAACAUUAGGAGUUACAAUCCCAUCAGGUUCCUCCUGUUUUCAGAGGUGGUUUUUAGCUCUUAGAGCAAAGGUUCUAGAAAGUGUGGUGGAUAUACUAAAACUUUUGGAUACCAUACCGUUUACACAGGAAAAUACUAAUGACAACAGACGAGUAGAGGGAAGUAUUAUUACUAAGUGCCCGGGACUUUUGGAAAGGGUUGCCUUCUUGGUGCGUCCUCUCACUCAAAUAUCUUUUCGGUUGAAGAGGCUAGCACAAGAAUUUGAUCUAAUUGCCACAUCUUUCAUUGGCAUAGAUAACAGAAGUUUGAAAGUAAUUUCAGCACUUGCACUAAGUUGUUCGCUGUUGGCCUUCAGUACUGGAUUUGCUCCUUUAAUCCCAAACUUGCAUGCUGAAAAUCUUAUAAUUUGCAGUUUGGAGAACUCGGAGGAUUGUUUACAUGCUACGCUAAUACAAGAUCUACUUCAGCGGUUGUGGCAAAGAGACUGUGAAACCAGUUCAAAGCUCAGUUUGCUUUUGAAGGUUUAUGGACAUCCUAAGAGCUGUUUUCUCCCUCGGUCCAAAAAUCAAAUGUUGACUGGUUAUGAAGCAAGAAGCAUUCUUACAGUUUGUAGCGAUGCUGUUACAAAGGUCGUUGGCCUGCAAAACGAGGCAAACAGAGCAAACGAUGAUGAAAUUCUAUUCCGACUGACUUGUAACGGUUUGCAACUUCUGUUGGACAUAGUUACAAAAUGGAUGCACAUACCUUUCCGGACUCCAUGUCACUUCUUUCGAAUAAGGCCUUGUAUUUCUUCUGAGCUCUUUGCCUUAAGCGGAGAUGAUAAAAGUUCAGAUGGGAUAUCGGUGUUGCCAGGCUUCCACCUGUCACUAAAUCUUUGUCUUCAACUUAAGAACGUACCACCAGGUCUCCCGGUUCAGCUGACCAAGUUGUACUGCAUCCUUUAUUGUCGAAGUGGACAAGAGAAGGGGCAAAAGGGAUCGGGUUUUCAAGAUUGGGGAGCUGAUGACAUGGUAGAUUUGAAUGAAAAAUUAUUGCAAUAUGUGACCGGGGAAACCAGAACGACUAAAGGUGUGCUGAAUAGAGAUAAUGCUGGUGACAGUGGGGUUGUGGAAGCAUGUGUAUGUUUUGAACCUAAUGAGAGAGGACAAGGGUUCUCUACUUGCUUGCUUGAUGUUUCUGCUUUCCAUGUGGGUUCUUACAGAAUUAAAUGGCAUAGUUGUUGUAUAGAUAGUAAGGGUUCUUAUUGGAGCCUCCUGCCGUCAAAUGCUGGUCCUGUAUUUACUGUAAAAAAGUCAUCAUUGGCUAGAUGAUUAGGGCUUCGUUUAUUUUUACUUUGUCGGUGUUUUGCAAAGGUUUACGUGGCAUUUUGCAAAGGUUUAUGUCGAGGUUGAGGUCUAGAUCAUCGUGCAGGGCAUGUAAAAUAAUUUGUUGAAAAUUUAUGGAUAAAUUAUUUUUGUUAAA